AGCAGCUAUAAAAUGUCCUGCAUUUUAAACACAAACAAGAAGAGAACGCAACAAACGUCUCCAUAUUACAGGUUUGAACGCACCUCCGUUUAAGAAGAUGAGUGACGGCUUCACCAUUGUGACCUACGUGCACCCAUUACUGAUGGGUCAAAAUCCCCCAGCUGGCAAUAACAUGGGAAAUGCAUCCACGCCAUCGAUACUUCCGUUUCUGAAAGGCCAUCUGAAAGCACUGGCGACCAUCCAAAUAAUGAUUGGGGUGGUGACAUUUCUGUUUGGAAUUGUUCUGGCCUUCAACUGGAAUAUACCCAUUUCCGUUAUUAGUGGAAUUGUGUACUGGGGCUCGCUAAUUUACAUCAUUACUGGAUCUCUGUCUGUCGCAGCAGAACCCAAACUACAUCCCUGUUUGAGGGAGACGGUCAGAGUCAUUGGAGUGCUGGCAGUUUUGUCUCUGCUUCAGUUCUUCAUCUCCAUCUGCAUCUCAGCGUUCGCCUGUAAAGCCACCUGCUGCUCUGAACCGAUGGUACCUGUUGUAACUAUUGCCCAUCCUGCUCACAUCAACCCACAGGGGAUCAAUGGAGUCACGUACAGUCCACCAACAGGAAGUCCUCCAGCGUACAGCAUGGCAGAAAGCCAACUAACCAACUGAUGCUAAUUAUUUGCUGCUUGUAUGAAAAUAAAUGGAGAAGAUUGAAAUUAAAUUACAUUCAUUUAUGUGUUGUGUAUAGAUGUAAAGUGUUAUAGAUGUAAAUGAAAAUGAACAGUACCUACAUUGGGCCUUUAUAACACAUUCAUAA
Messenger RNA from Ictalurus punctatus (channel catfish), 794 nucleotides. RefSeq names its product membrane-spanning 4-domains subfamily A member 18. Bases 98 to 646 code for a protein of 182 amino acids. The record is from RefSeq and is a predicted model, not a curated record. Gene Ontology annotation, cellular component: membrane. The transcript has 7 exons. NCBI's taxonomy places the organism in Eukaryota, Metazoa, Chordata, Actinopteri, Siluriformes, Ictaluridae.